UUAACAACUCCGAGGCCUGCGCAGCUAACAUCAGCGUCCAGGGAACAGUAUCCGUUAUCCGACAUGUCCUGUCCUACUUAACCCCUUUCCCGCGGAAUCUGGCAGUGUCCCAUUAAACAGUCACUCCACUGCAUUGAAAGAUAUUUCCAUUGCAUUUUCUUAAUUUAAUAUGAUGGCCGAGCACGGUUUCGUUUUAUCAACGAUACCGGCCGGUAAAGCUCAUCGGUGUUGACUGUGGACAAGUUGGUGUUGUGUUAACGUGACCACCGCUGCGUUAACGUUAGUGAAGCCACAAACGCCACCAUGUCAACAAUGUGUUGUCGGAGGAAAAAUGAAAAACGACGCCAGGAAACAGUCCUAACGAAAGCCGAAUACAAAGGAAAGUUGCUACAUGUUACUGGGCUGCUAGCUAACUCACAUGUCCGACAAUGGAGUUGUAAAUAAAGCGGUUUGCAUUUGCAUUCGUCUAUUGUAGGGGUGUACAUUAACAUUACCGUGUCCAGCUCGGUGAAUACAUGGACCAGUGCAGUGGAUUUGAAUUUAACAUGGAUGACUGUGAGAAGUUUGAAAUUUCAGAGAACAUUGUGAACAAGGGAACAGAGCAGAUCAGGCCUGAAUGCUUUGAGCUGCUAAAAGUUUUGGGGAAAGGUGGAUAUGGAAAGGUGUUUCAAGUUCGGAAGGUAUCAGGUGCCACCUCUGGGAAGAUAUUUGCUAUGAAAGUUUUGAAGAAGGCCAUGAUUGUGCGUAAUGCAAAGGACACGGCGCACACUAAAGCUGAGAGGAGCAUUCUGGAGGAGGUAAAGCAUCCUUUCAUCGUGGACCUCAUCUAUGCCUUCCAGACGGGGGGGAAAUUGUACCUUAUCCUGGAGUAUUUGAGCGGAGGGGAGCUGUUUAUGCAACUGGAAAGAGAGGGCAUCUUCAUGGAAGACACAGCAUGUUUCUACCUGGCAGAGAUCUCGAUGGCGCUGGGUCACCUGCACCAGAAAGGCAUCAUCUAUAGAGACCUGAAGCCUGAGAACAUCAUGCUCAACAACAACGGACAUGUGAAGUUGACAGACUUUGGUCUUUGCAAAGAGUCCAUCCAUGACGGAACGGUCACCCACACCUUCUGUGGCACUAUCGAAUACAUGGCUCCAGAGAUCCUAAUGAGGAGUGGACAUAACCGAGCAGUGGACUGGUGGAGUUUGGGAGCUCUCAUGUAUGACAUGCUGACAGGAGCACCUCCAUUCACCGGUGAAAACCGAAAGAAGACAAUUGACAAAAUCUUGAAAUGCAAACUCAGCCUUCCACCUUACCUCACACAAGAAGCCAGGGACCUUCUGAAAAAGCUGCUUAAACGAAAUGCCUCGUUGCGACUCGGGGCUGGACCAGGAGAUGCUGCUGAGGUCCAGGCCCACCCAUUCUUCCGGCAUACAAAUUGGGAUGACCUCUUCGCUCGCAAAGUAGAGCCUCCAUUUAAACCAUACCUGCAAUCGGCUGAUGACGUGAGCCAGUUUGACUCCAAGUUCACCAGCCAGACUCCAGUGGACAGCCCCGACGACUCCACGCUCAGCGAGAGUGCCAAUCAAGUCUUCCUGGGUUUCACAUAUGUAGCUCCAUCUGUGCUUGAAAACGUCAAAGAGAAGUUCUCUUUCGAGCCAAAGGUGCGCUCACCACGGAAGUUCCCAGGAAGCCCAAGAACACCUGUGAGUCCGUUGAAGUUUGUUGGAGGGGAAUGCUGGCCAAGGGGACCCACGCUGACCAGGGGCACUGCGGGGCAACCCAUGGAGGUGUCCACAGCGGAGCAGAUGGACACGAGCAGCAGCGGCGCCUCUGAGGCCUCUGCACCACUUCCCAUCAGGCACCCUUCGGGCAUCAAUGCAGGGUCCUACAAAAAGCAGACCUACCCUAUGAACUGCAAGCGGCCCGCUCAUCUACGAAUGAACCUAUGACACUCGGCUCACCUACGAACAUUAGGACUCUUCCAAUUCCUCAGCCUUCUUCCUUUUGUUGUUUCCUUUCAAAGAGACUUGUAGAUUUUAUUUUAUUUUUUAUUGACUGACACUGUCGGUGCAGAUCACCAGCUCUUCCAGCAGCGCCUUCCCAUCCCUCCUGACUCAGCCUGGCCUCCUCAGCCUGAUGUAAAUAAUCAUCAGUAGAAGUACAGUAGAUGUGUAGUCAGUCGGAGGAGUUGUGCGAGAGACGUGACUUGCUUGUUGGCUGGCUAAUGCCUGCUGACGAAGUGGGCUGAGGCGGUUUCAGUAUCAUAUGAUUUACUGGUGCUCUUUUAUGCUCAAAUCUGGACGUUAGUUUUUAGUAAUCACAGUGAGAGAAUUUGGUUACAAAGGGCAUUUAUUUCUCCUUCAACAUGCCCGGCUUUGUUUUUGUUUGACAGUUAUCUUGCGAUAAGAACUUGCAGGUUGCACUGUCGGGUAGAAUUAUUGAACAAUUCCACGAUGAACACAGUAUUCCUUUUAUGUUUGAGGAAAACAUUGCCUUUGCCACCGUAGCGUGUGGUUAGGAGUAGGUGAAGCACGGCUUACGGAAAAGCAGCUAUAAAAAGAUAAAGUUAACGCCGUGGACAUAGACUAUAGGGGGAUAAACCUAGACUUAAAUGAGUGGACCAUCUCCCAAUUCCUGUUUGAGCUGCUAUAAGAGCCUCUGGAGUCAAGCCAUUCCAAACCCCUCGCCCUAAAACUGACCAUGCUGUCGGAUGCAGAUUCCCACGAGGCUAACUGAAUAUUAGCUUCAGUUUGAAUGGCUCCCUGAUGUUUCUUGUUAUCCUAAUACUUGGUGUUUAAUGAAUUGACCAAAAGCACUGUUUCAAUGAACCAAAUGAGUUCUGCUGGUAAACAGACAAACCCCGAACAACGAUGUUUUUGUAAGAACGGCAAGGUUUCAAGGGUCAAACAUGUUCAUAACGUCAUAUUUGAUCAAACUGACUUUGUUUUCCACAUUGAUGCUCAAAGAGGCAGUUUAAUGUGUUCCUUUAAGUUACUUUGCACAUUUGUAACCAAGUGAAGCUAGCUUAGAUGGCGGUUCUAAUAUGGAUCAGUGCCAGGCUGAGCCCAUUGGUUUUCUUCUUCUGCCAUUCCGGUACAACAAUUGUGUUUUAAGACCAGUCACUCCACUUACUUUCUUUGUUACAAUAUUUAUUUAAAGUGCCAUUGUGUUUCCCCUGCAUUGUUCACACUAUGCAAACUAUGUAUUUAUUAUUUAGAUAAAGCAGCAGAAUGUGUGAUCAUUUGAUUUGGCAUUCUUGUAAGAGACUUAUUUUGUCAUAAUAAUAAGCAUAUACAGUAUAAUUUUGUUUCUGCAAAACAUGUCUUACAACUUUCUUUGAUGCAUUUUUUUUAUUAUUAUUCCAAAAUUGAAGACCAUGACCUAAACGUCGUACAGUAUUGAUUGUGUGCAAACCAAUGCAAAAAAACCAAGGAUGUUCAUGUCUUCGCUGUCAGUGUGUCUGAGAAAGGUUGGGAGACUAAAGAAUGAUUCUUUGUGCUCCUGUACUUGAGUAUUCUCCACACUGAGAAGAUUGAGAACCAUCUUUUCAAGCUUACUUCCAAGUUGGAAACACCAUCUUUGAGUAGAAUGGGUGUUUUAAUCACUGGUGGGCAUUAAAUAACAUUGUUUAUCACCCCUAAAUCUGCCCCCCUCAGAUUGGGUAUGUUAAUAUGUAUCAUGUACAUAAUUGAGUCAAAAUAAAAAAAGAAAUGGAUCUAGUCUCUGAGCAGUGCCACUGUAACAGAAUGGAUAGUACAAAGCAAAGUGGCAAAAUCUGUUAAUUUUAGCGGUUUAGUCAGGCUAUCUUGUGACAUUUUAAGGAUUCAUCACUUAAUUUUAAGCAGGCUCUACUCAACCUCUGUACAUCAGUCUAAAUACUAUUUAGACUUUAACGAUGGUCUUAGACGGUUACUGUAAGAUUCUCAUUUUGUUACAUAAACGAGUCAAACAUUAAAGUUGUAGAUCUUUAUUCAGAUAGUUUAUGCAUCUAAAUGGAUAAAAAUAACACAGUGAAAUGAUUUUUGUACAUAUUAAAAUAGAUGCUUCUCCCAGUCUUUGGUUUUUAUAAAAACGAGGUUAUGUCACCUCCAUAGAAAAAUAAUUUGUGUAAAUCAAUAUCUCACAAGCUCUGUUGCAUGCUUUU
Molecule: messenger RNA, 4126 nt
Organism: Sander lucioperca (pikeperch)
Lineage: Eukaryota; Metazoa; Chordata; Actinopteri; Perciformes; Percidae
Gene: rps6kb1a
Product: ribosomal protein S6 kinase b, polypeptide 1a
Exons: 15
Coding region: 516-1931 (471 amino acids)
Biological process (GO): signal transduction; protein phosphorylation
Molecular function (GO): ATP binding; protein serine/threonine kinase activity
Source: RefSeq, a predicted model, not a curated record